UUGCUUCCAUGGGGGAGAGUGACGGCGUGUUUACUUCGCCCGAAGUAGCAAAGGCCUUUGACUUUACAAUGGAAGAAAGAAUAUAUAAAUGGUGGGAGUCUCAAGGCUAUUUCAAGCCAAAUUUGGAGAAAGGAGAUGAUCCAUUUGUAGUCUCAAUGCCACCACCUAAUGUUACUGGUUCAUUGCACAUGGGACACGCAAUGUUUGUAACUCUUGAGGAUAUCAUGGUAAGAUACCACAGAAUGAAAGGAAGACCUACACUCUGGCUUCCUGGAACUGAUCAUGCCGGUAUUGCCACUCAGUUGGUUGUGGAAAAAAUGCUGGCAGCUGAAGGAGUAAAAAGAGUUGAUUUGGGAAGAGAAGAGUUUACAAAACGAGUAUGGGAAUGGAAGGAAAAGUAUGGUGGGACAAUAACAAAUCAGAUCAAGAGACUUGGUGCUUCUUGCGAUUGGACAAGAGAACGGUUUACUCUAGAUGCUCAGCUGAGUCGUAAGGCAUUUCUUCCAGGCUCUUACAUGGUGAACUGGUCACCUAAUCUACAAACUGCAGUUUCGGACCUGGAAGUGGAGUACUCAGAAGAACCAGGUGCUCUUUAUCACAUUAAGUACCGUGUUGCUGGUGGUUCAAGGAGUGACUAUCUAACAAUUGCAACCACAAGGCCAGAGACUUUAUUUGGUGAUACAGCUGUAGCUGUGAACCCCCAGGACGAACGAUAUUCUAAGUACAUUGGAAAGAUGGCUAUUGUACCCAUGACUUUUGGUCGACAUGUGCCCAUUAUUGCUGAUAAGUAUGUGGAUAAAGACUUUGGAACCGGUGUCUUGAAGAUAAGCCCUGGCCAUGAUCACAAUGAUUACCUUCUUGCUCGGAAGCUUGGUCUUCCCAUUCUUAGUGUCAUGAAUAAAGAUGGGACAUUAAAUGAUGUUGCUGGGUUAUACUGUGGUCUUGACCGGUUUGAGGCACGAAAGAAGCUUUGGUCAGCGCUUGAGGAGACAGGAUUAGCUGUCAAAAAGGAGCCUCACACUCUACGAGUUCCAAGAUCUCAGCGAGGUGGAGAGAUAAUAGAGCCCUUAGUAAGCAAACAGUGGUUUGUGACAAUGGAGCCCUUGGCUGAGAAGGCUCUCCAAGCAGUUGAAAAAGGGGAAUUAACUAUCAUGCCUGAAAGAUUCGAGAAGAUAUAUAAUCAUUGGCUGUCAAAUAUCAAGGAUUGGUGUAUAAGCAGACAACUAUGGUGGGGGCAUCGCAUACCAGUUUGGUACAUUGUGGGCAAAGAUUGUGAAGAGGACUACAUAGUUGCUCGGAACACUGAGGAAGCUCUUCAAAAAGCUCAUGAGAAGUAUGGCAAAAAUGUUGAAUUAUAUCAGGACCCCGAUGUUCUUGAUACCUGGUUUUCGAGUGCACUGUGGCCUUUCAGCACUCUUGGUUGGCCGGAUGUGUCAGCAGAAGAUUUUAAGAAGUUUUACCCUACAUCAGUUCUUGAAACCGGGCAUGACAUAUUAUUCUUCUGGGUGGCAAGAAUGGUGAUGAUGGGAAUAGAAUUCACAGGGACAGUUCCAUUUUCAAAUGUUUACCUUCAUGGACUUAUCCGAGAUUCUCAAGGCCGUAAAAUGUCUAAAACCCUAGGGAAUGUUAUAGAUCCACUUGAUACGAUAAAAGAAUAUGGCACUGAUGCUCUGCGUUUCACUCUCUCUCUUGGAACUGCUGGUCAGGAUCUAAAUUUGUCAACUGAGAGGCUGAGUUCUAACAAAGCAUUCACCAAUAAACUGUGGAAUGCCGGCAAGUUUGUAUUGCAGAGCUUGCCUCCACAAAGUGACCUAUCUGCAUGGGAAGCUUUUCAGGAAUUUAAGUUUGAUACAGAUGAGUCACUAUCCAAGCUACCUCUACCAGAAUGCUGGGCGGUAUCAAAACUUCAUUUGCUAAUAGAUGCUGUCACAAUGAGUUACGACAAGUACUUUUUUGGAGACGUUGCAAGAGAAAUAUAUGAUUUCUUUUGGGCUGAUUUUGCUGAUUGGUAUAUCGAAGCAAGUAAAGCUCGACUAUAUCAGUCGGGAGGUGAUUCGGUUGCUCUAAUGGCGCAAGCUGUACUGUUGUAUGUCUUUGAGAAUAUACUAAAAUUACUUCACCCGUUCAUGCCAUUUGUAACUGAAGUGCUUUGGCAGUCCUUACCCAACAGAAAAGAAGCUCUUAUUAUAUCCGCUUGGCCACAUACUUCACUUCCAAGGCAAGCUGAGUCCGUCAAGAAGUUCGAAAAUUUACAGGCUUUGACUAGAGCAAUCCGCAAUGCUCGGGCAGAAUACUCAGUUGAACCAGCUCGGCGUAUAUCUGCGUCUAUUGUUGCAAAUUCAGAAGUCAUCCAAUACAUCUCUAAAGAAAGAGAUGUUUUGGCUCUGCUCUCAAAGCUUGAUUUACAGAACAUCAGUUUUUCCGAAUCUGCACCGGGUGAUGCCAAUCAAUCGGUGCAUCUUGUAGCAAGUGAAGGUUUGGAGGCUUACCUUCCCCUUGCUGACAUGGUCGAUAUCUCUGCUGAAAUUCAGCGGCUUUCAAAGCGCCUUUCUAAGAUCCAAACCGAAUAUGAUGGACUCAUGGCUCGCCUAUGUUCUCCCAGCUUUGUAGAGAAAGCCCCUGAAGAUAUUGUGCUCGGGGUUCGAGAAAAAGCAGCAGAAGCAGAAGAGAAGUUGAAUUUAACAAGAAAUCGACUUGCCUUUCUCCAGUCCAGUGUUUUGGUUUCCAAAUAA
Striga hermonthica is the source of this 2732-nucleotide messenger RNA. The record is from the annotation of a GenBank genome assembly. Lineage: Eukaryota; Viridiplantae; Streptophyta; Magnoliopsida; Lamiales; Orobanchaceae.